AUGGCUGCCCCUCAACCAGCGACGCUUGCCCUUGACGGCAGCGACCCUCGCAAGCCUUUGUUCCAGGUCGACAAUAUCACAACCGAUGCUGCACGCGUCGAAUACGCCAAGGGGAGGCCAGUCAGUUUCGAAGAGUACAUGUACCAUGCCGCAAUCACUCGUGCCGAGGAGCAAGAGGCCAAUGCUCGUUUCAUCGCUGCUCGGGGCCCGAGGACGCUCAAGAACAUCAUCAAGGGGAGGUUUACGAGGACGAAAGACCCACAAGUGCCUUCUGGUGAAGUGGCUGGCUCGCUGUCAGAAGGGAAUACUGGAGAGAAGGGCGGCUAUGUCCAGAACGACAGCAUGUCUCGGUAUGGAGUCACUCCGGAUCAACGAAAUACCGUCAGUCGAGCUGUCAGAACUGCUAGCUGGGGAACCAUCUUCUAUCUGAUUACGACUGAUAUUCUGGGGCCGAUGGGUGCACCUUGGGCGUUUGCGCAGUUGGGGUACGGGCCGGGUGUGGCGCUAUACACCGUCUUCGGCGUGAUGAGUUACUAUUCCGGCUGGAUUCUGUGGAAAGUCUUCCUCGCUCUGGACUCGGACAAGUUCCCACUCAGGGGGUACGGCGACUUUUUCUUCAGGAUGUUUGGACCGUGGGCGAGGCACUUUGUCAACCUUGCACAGUCUGUUCAGCUGCUGCUCACCGUGUCGCUCUUGAUCAUCAGCAACGGCCAGAGUAUCUCGCAGAUCAGCCGUGGGACAGCAGGAGGUUCCAAGGGGCUUUGUUUUGUGGCUUGUCUGGUCAUUUUCAUGGCAGCAGGCUUGAUAUUGGGCCAGAUCAGAACCCUCCAACGACUGGGAUGGCUCGCUAACCUCUGCGUGUGGCUGACCGUCGCCACGGUAUUGCUAGUCAUGGGGUCUGUUGGGCACGGACCAAAUUACGCAGCUGUGGAGGCGAGCUUCGGGUUUCCACAAGACAUGCCCAUAAAGAGAUUUGCAGGAACGCCGCCUCCGGGACUGGCCUCGGGGGGCUCGGGCUUCGUCGGGUCGUUGAACGGGCUGAACGUCGCCGUAUACGCGUAUGGAGGCGCCAUGUUGUAUGCCGCCCUGCUUGCGGAGAUGAGGCAUCCCAUGGACUUUUGGAAGAGUCUACUGAUUGCCGAGAUCUUCAUAUACACAGCUUACGUGUUCUUCGGCAUCUUCGUAUACUCAUACGAAGGCCAGUAUUCGUACAACCCAGCGGUCCAAGGCAUUCCGGUAUACGGCAUUCAGACCGCCGGAAAUAUCUUGAGCAUUAUCUCCAACCUCAUCGCAGCCGUGCUAUACAGCAAUAUCGGCCUGAAGGUUGUGUAUAUCGAAGUAUUCCAUGAAAAUUUCGGGUUCCCGCACCUAACGACCAAGAUGGGUAAGAUCUGGUGGUCGGCAUUGGUUCCAGUCUACUGGGCCCUGGCGUUCGUUGUGGGAGCAGCUGUACCGCAGUUCUCCUACAUUGUCGGCUUGGUGGGAGCCCUGUUCAUCCUCUCAUUCACGUACACGUUCCCUGCUUGGCUGGCGGUAGGGUUCUGGAUCAAGAAAGAUGCGAUGAUUGAAGGCGAGGAACGGUUCGACCCGGCGACGAACACGUACAACUACGUCGAUCAGGGCUGGAAGCGAUGGAGGCGGGGGUUCAUGAAGAAGCCGUUCUUCAACACAUUCAACAUUGUCUACUUCUUCGGGGCCUUGGUGACGUGUGGGCUGGGCUGCUACAGCAGUAUCGUAAGUUUGCGCCAGGCUUUCGAGAGCAACAUUGCGACUAGCCUAUCCUGCACGCCGCCCCUAUAG
This is a messenger RNA of Anthostomella pinea, 1800 nucleotides long. Lineage: Eukaryota; Fungi; Ascomycota; Sordariomycetes; Xylariales; Xylariaceae. The record is from the annotation of a GenBank genome assembly.